AUGUCAUUAAAAUACAAGAAAUUUGUGCUCUUUGGUGACUCUAUCACAGAGUUCGUGUUCAACACGCGCAUGGAGGAGGGAAAAGGCGAUCAGUUCUCCAUGGGCGCUGCGCUGUGCAACACAUACGCGCGGAAGCUGGACAUUGUGCACAGAGGGUUCAGCGGCUACAACUCGCGUUGGGCACUCAAGCUGCUGCCGCACAUUCUCGAAAACGAAGGUUCAGACGACAUAGCGAUGUGCAUGGUGUUUUUUGGUUCCAAUGACGCCGCAUCUGCUGGCGACCAACAAGUGGAACUACCGGAAUUCACGGAAAACACCAAGAAGUUGGUGCACAUGCUCAAGGCCAAGGGCAUAAAAGCGAUUUUGGUGGGUCCCGCGCUUCACGAUCGCGAACACUGGGCGGCGAGUAGACCUGUUGACGCGGCGAAGGACGGGAUUUUCCGGUGCAACGAGAACAACAAGCGGUACUCGAAUGCGGUGCAACAGGUGGCCAAAAAGGCGGGAGUCCCGUUUGUGGAUUUGAUGAGCGCGUUUGCGAGCUACGGCGACAACACCUGGCAAGAGCUGUUGUGUGACGGACUUCAUUUUACGGGCAAAGGUUACGAGGUGUUUUACCACGCGCUGGUGGAGAAGAUCCGCCAGGCGUAUCCGGAGCUGGCGCCUGAAAACGUAGUGUACAAGUUGCCCAACUGGAGGGACUUGCAGAGCGAUGGGUCGAAGCUGGACGAGUAUCUGUAG
Lachancea nothofagi CBS 11611 is the source of this 738-nucleotide messenger RNA. The record is from the annotation of a GenBank genome assembly. Lineage: Eukaryota; Fungi; Ascomycota; Saccharomycetes; Saccharomycetales; Saccharomycetaceae.